Molecule: messenger RNA, 1159 nt
Organism: Gasterosteus aculeatus aculeatus (three-spined stickleback)
Lineage: Eukaryota; Metazoa; Chordata; Actinopteri; Perciformes; Gasterosteidae
Product: glucagon-1
Biological process (GO): response to starvation
Cellular component (GO): extracellular region
Molecular function (GO): glucagon receptor binding; hormone activity
Source: RefSeq, a predicted model, not a curated record
GUGUGUUUGAUCUUGACACCAGCUGGCGUCACGCAUGAACGGCGUCUUUCCCCUCUGAGCAAACGCUCCGCUUGUUGAUUCGGGGACCGCCUGUCUAAUGGGUUGAGAGUAACAGGCGGACCAGGCGGAGUGGCGAAAAUUGGAUCACCCGAGCAGAGCCGUCCUCCUUCCUCCUGCUUACGGUAUAUAAGACCUCAACGUAUGACGGGACGGCCAGAGACUGACACCGGGAACAAGUAGAGGAACUACCUGCACUGUUCUUUGGAAAGAGAGAAGUGAAGAUUAUAACCAUGAAAAGCAUCCACUCCCUGGCUGGUGUUCUCCUGGUCCUGGGCUUUGUCCAGGGCAGCUGGCAGGUUCCUCUGCAGGAGGCUGAUGACAGCUCAAGCUUCGAGGCGGACGACACGUUAGCGGACGAGGCGCCGGAGCUGUCGAGCACCAAGAGACAUUCGGAGGGGACCUUCUCCAACGACUACAGCAAAUUCCUGGAGGAAAAGAAGGCGCAGGACUUUGUUCAGUGGCUGAUGAACAACAAGAGGAGCGGGGCGGAAGAGAAGCGCCACGCUGACGGGACCUUCACCAGCGACGUGAGCUCGUACCUAAAGGAGCAGGCUAUCAAAGACUUUGUGGACAAGCUUAAGUCUGGAAAAGUCAGAAGAGAAUCUGAAACGGGCGGGCGGGCCGAAGCUUUCAGCAAGAGGCAUGUAGAUGGCAGCUUCACCAGUGAUGUGAACAAGGUGCUGGACUCCCUGGCUGCCAAGGAAUAUUUACUCUGGGUCAUGACCUCCAAGCCGUCAGGGGAGAGAAAGAAAAGAGGAGCGGACCAAUGAGAGGCUCCUCCAGGACUCCCCGCUGUGCUCAAGGGCCAUAAAACAGGAGGGAUAGAAAGCCAUACUGCUUCGCAUGUCGUAACGUCAGCACUAUAUUUAAAUUCUCUUCCAUAGUUUCCCCGGUGACCCGGGGGGAGAAGACAUGGAAUCAGUGAUUCUCAGGGGCACAUUUUUUUGUACAAAUUUUAAAUUAUUUUCUAUAUUUUUAAGCAGAAAACAAGAACACAACAGGUGAAAUCUCAGGUAGACCAAUAGAAAACAUGAGUAGGGUAGAUGCUCUUCAUUGCAUAUUAUUCAUUCGCUCUGCAAAAUAAAGUUUUUCAAUGUGC